Molecule: messenger RNA, 3063 nt
Organism: Oryzias melastigma (Indian medaka)
Lineage: Eukaryota; Metazoa; Chordata; Actinopteri; Beloniformes; Adrianichthyidae
Gene: cerkl
Product: ceramide kinase-like
Exons: 14
Coding region: 814-2469 (551 amino acids)
Molecular function (GO): kinase activity
Source: RefSeq, a predicted model, not a curated record
CAUAAUAAGCUUUUCAUGACAGAAUGAAAUCAGAACAUGUCUGUGUUAGCUGCUGAUGUAUUAACAGUAAUAUUAUCAGCAGUGCUGGUUCCUGUGGUCUUGUGUUUCAGUCUGCUGGCUGAUCAUAACACUGAUUAAUGCAGCUUAGGGUAAACCAUCUGUUAUGCACUGCAUGCAUGUUUGAGUUUUAGCUCAUAAUGUGCCAUUUAUACCAUAGUAAGACUACUCUGAUUGGCUUAAUUAAUAAAUCAUAGUAAAUUAAAGAUAUCCAGAGAAAAUAAAGUAAUUUUAUGAGCAAUACAGUAAGGAAUCAAUUAAUUUUUACACCUCCAAUGCAUCUUUUAUAAAAAUACCACUACAAUCUGAUCUUUUAUAAAAGUUGUCUUUUAAUUAUGAUUAUUCUGAGACUUUUUUUUUUAUGUUUUCCAGAGUUAAAAUAACCCAGAAAAUGAUAACCAGAGUCAUGUUAAAAACAACCCAACUUGGGCUCUUCUUAACUAUGUAGUUAUUAGUGUGUCUGUAUGUGUUUUUGUCUGCCUUUCUAAAAAAAAAAAAAAAAAAACUUAAACUAAAGCUAAACACAAAAAGACAAGACAGGUUGUAAUACUCCAUGCGCAGUCCCGUUCAACACUAAAGGCCCGGUGGAGCGCGCUCCCGCUGAUUACGCUCGAGCUCUACAGCCGCUACCUGUCUCCAUAGCGACGCGACCCCGGAAAUACACCCUGAUCAGCUUACUUCGACUUUAUCAGUCGAGCAAAGUCACAAAAUGUAGAAGUUGGUUCAUUGUUUAUAUGUUUAAAACACUCGGCGAACAUGUCGGAGCCAGAGGAAGAUCUCAAAGAAGAGAAGAAAAAGGUCUGCAAGAAGAAGAAAAAUAAAGAGAAGCGGAGGGGAGAAAAGAUGGAGGAGGAGAAGCGGGAACAGAAGGAGCAGGUUCGCGAGGCGGAGAAACACAGUGAGAGCGUAAUCCUGAGGGGGAUCUUCAAAGUAGGAAAGAAGAGUCACGACGUCCUGCUUACCCAAACCACUCUGACCUGGACUCCCAUCAUCCCGGAGACUCCCACAGGUGAGGCGACCGCGCUGCAGCCAGGAAUGCUGCUGUUGCGGGACGUGUUUGCAGUUAAGGUGAAGCGGCGGAGAGCAGCGGGCCAGCAAUCGGGUGGAGCCAUGUUGGGAGUUGCACUCUUCUGCUGCAAAAGGCGGGGAAGGAAGCUGGAGGAGGACACCCUCCACCUCCACAAUGCCUCAGCAGAUCACACUCACACUUGGUACAAUGCUCUGAAGGAGCAGAUUGCAGGAAUCAGCACUCGUCCCAGAUCUCUGAAGGUAUUCAUCAACCCCAGCAGCCACAGGAAGGAGGCCGUUCACAUCUACAGGGAAUCUGUCGCUCCUCUUUUCAAGAUGGCCGACAUUCGCACUGACAUUACUGUAACGGAGAGGAAGGGCCACACUCUCUCAGUGAUAAAGGAAUGUAAACUGGAUGAAUAUAAUGGGGUAGUGUGUGUUGGUGGCGAUGGAUCCGUGGCAGAGCUGUGUCAUGCUCUGGUCUUCAGAGCUCAGCUGGAUGCAAACUUUCCAGAAAAGCCAGUGAAAGCAGUCCUACCAGUAGGAAUCAUCCCAGCCGGCUCCACAGAUGUGGUUUCCUGUUCUGUUCAUGGAGUCAGAGAUCCAGUCACUGCAGCUCUGCACAUCAUCCUAGGUCACCUGCAGCAAGUGGACAUGUGCAGCUUCUCGCCUGUCGGUCAGUCGGUGCAUUUCGGUUUCUCUGCCAUGUUUGGUUUCGGCGGGCGAAGUUUAGCUCGAGCAGAGAAGAGGAGAUGGAUGACGUCGUCACGGAGACGGGAGUAUGCGCUGGUGAAGACGCUGGCUAAGCUAAGACCAGAAGAAUGUGAGCUGUCAUUUUUACCAGCAAAAAAAUCGCGGCAGAAUUUAUUUUGGAAUCGAGACCAAGAUGAAAACCAGGAGCAGGACUCAGAUUUAGAGGGGGAGGGGGAGACUUCCUGGACAACCAAACAAGGCCAGUAUCUGAGCAUCAGUGUCAUGUCCAUACCAUGUCUGAGUCCUCAUGCACCUCGAGGACUGGCUCCAAACACCAGUUUAACCAGCGGCAGCGCGUCACUGAUCGCAGUAGAAAAUGCAUCCAGGUCAGAGUUCAUCAAGCACCUGAAAAGAUUCGGCAGUUCCAGUGGAGAGUUCAGCUUCUCCUUCGUGGAGGCACAUGCUGUGUCAGCAGUGAAGAUCCGUCCCCUCUCAAUGACUGGGUUCUUCAAGGAGGAGAGUGAAGAAGAGGGGGACUCCAAAAGCACCCCCAUCAUCCAGCCAGAAGGAGCCGCGUUUCCCUGGAACAUUGAUGGAGAGCUGGUGGAGAUUGCUAAUGAGGUUCUCAUCAGGGUCCAUCCCAGACUCAUCUCUCUGUACGGAGAGGAGGUGGAGGAGGCCGAGUCCACCGUCUCCUGCAGCUGCAUCUGAGCUGAAGAAUAAGCUCCAUGACUGAAAUUAUGUUUACACUUUCUGACUUUCCCCAUUCUGUUACUUAUUUAGUUCAGUCUUUUAUUGUUUAUUUGUGUGCACAAACAUGUAUUUUUUUUAUUUCAGGGUGUAGCUCCAGCAGUUUUUUCAGAAUUUACAUUCAAAAACGCAGAUAAAAAAUCUGCGAUAAUUUUUUACACAUCUCUGAAAUGUAUAUUUUGGCCAAAACAUUGAAGGAAAGAAGCGUUUGUUUUGUAUAAAAUAUUUUAAUUCUUAAUGUUUUUUAUUGAUAGAAAUCAGUGAGACUUUCCAGUGCACAAAAAGUUUUUUAAAAAUGAAAUAAUUCACAAAACUCUUUAAAAAAACAAACUAAAACACUGAUAUUUGUUGCACAUUGUACAGCAAUGGAAGGAAGCGGUUACACUGUUUGCAUUCACAGAAUACAACAAGUUGAAACAAUCCUUUAAAUAUGUUUUGCUACUUUAUUUUCUAUGUAUUUUUUUAUCCUGAUUCCUUGUGGCUUCUGCUUUCUCUUCUGUUUUCUCAUAAAGCAGCACAUAAAUUAAAUAAAACCGAUAUUGAUCUAAAGAUUCA